AUACUAAUGGAAGGAUCAAAUCACUCUGUUGUGUCAGAGUUUGUAUUUCUCGGACUCACCACCUCCUGGGACAUCCAGCUUCUUGUCUUUGUGUUCUCCUCCAUGUUUUUUAUGGCAAGCAUGAUGGGAAACUCCCUCAUCAUUUUUACCGUGGCCUCAGACCCUCACUUGCACUCUCCCAUGUAUUUUCUGUUGGCUAACCUCUCCUUCAUUGACUUAGGUGUUUCUUGUGUCACUUCCCCCAAGAUGAUUUAUGACCUGUUCAGAAAGCACAAAGUCAUUUCCUUUAGAGGCUGCAUCACUCAGAUCUUCUUCAUCCAUGUCAUUGGUGGUGUAGAGAUGGUUUUACUAAUAGCCAUGGCUUUUGAUAGAUAUGUAGCCAUAUGUAAACCUCUCCAUUACCUGAGUAUUAUGAGCCAAAGAAUAUGCCUCUUCUUUGUAGUUACUGCCUGGAUAGUUGGCCUUAUACACUCUCUGGUUCAACUGGCUUUUGUUGUAAACUUACCUUUCUGUGGACCAAAUGUGUUGGACAGCUUCUACUGUGACCUUCCCCGGUUCAUCAAACUAGCCUGCAUAGACAUCCGUAAACUAGAGUUCAUGAUCACAGCCAACAGUGGAUUCAUCUCUGUGGGGUCCUUCUUCAUUCUGAUCAUUUCUUAUACUGUCAUCAUAAGCACUGUGCAAAAACACUCUUCAAGUGGCUCCUCUAAAGCGCUGUCUACCCUUUCAGCUCAUAUUUCUGUGGUGGUCUUAUUUUUUGGUCCUUUGAUAUUUGUCUAUACGUGGCCAUCUUCGUCCAUAAACAUUGAUAAAUUUUUGGCCAUAUUUGAUGCAGUUAUCACUCCCUUUCUGAAUCCAGUGAUUUACACAUUCAGGAAUCAAGAAAUGAAGAUGGCAAUGAAGAGAGUAUUCAAACAGCUACUGAGUUAUAGAAAGAUCUCCUAA
Meriones unguiculatus (Mongolian gerbil) is the source of this 945-nucleotide messenger RNA. RefSeq names its product olfactory receptor 4F3/4F16/4F29-like. The coding region runs from base 7 to 945 and encodes 312 amino acids. Gene Ontology annotation, cellular component: membrane. The record is from RefSeq and is a predicted model, not a curated record. Gene Ontology annotation, biological process: G protein-coupled receptor signaling pathway. The transcript has a single exon. NCBI's taxonomy places the organism in Eukaryota, Metazoa, Chordata, Mammalia, Rodentia, Muridae. Gene Ontology annotation, molecular function: G protein-coupled receptor activity; olfactory receptor activity.